Messenger RNA from Phalaenopsis equestris, 2324 nucleotides. RefSeq names its product protein kinase and PP2C-like domain-containing protein. Bases 169 to 2148 code for a protein of 659 amino acids. Gene Ontology annotation, biological process: protein phosphorylation; protein dephosphorylation. The record is from RefSeq and is a predicted model, not a curated record. The transcript is spliced from 12 exons. Gene Ontology annotation, cellular component: nucleus; cytosol. Gene Ontology annotation, molecular function: protein serine/threonine phosphatase activity; ATP binding; protein kinase activity. NCBI's taxonomy places the organism in Eukaryota, Viridiplantae, Streptophyta, Magnoliopsida, Asparagales, Orchidaceae.
ACCGAAAUUCUCAUAGCCGAGGAUGCCAAUUCUCCAUGGCGAAUCCUCUUUCCACCUUCCACGAAGCUUCUCUCUCCCCCAACAGCCUCAACGACAACCCCAUCACUCUUCUCUGAGCUUCGAUCCCCGAAAAUUGAUGUGUGUGGCUCCUGCCCUUUCACUGUGAGCAUGGUGGAGAUGGGGGAACCCAAUACCUGCUUUCGGGGCUGCUGCUCUAGCGACACCAUCCGCCUCCACUUUCCUCCCUCGGAGUACUCUCUUCUUUCCACCAUUGCUCGAGGCUCCGAGAGUACCGUAUUCGAAGCAAGGCUCCAAGGCCGGAGGGUCGCUGCUAAGAAGCCCGUCCUCUCCACCUCCGAGGACCUCGAUAAGUUCCACCGCGAGUUGCAACUUUUAUGCAAAUUGGAACACCCUGGUUUGGCUAAGCUGGUUGCCGCGAAUUCAAGACCUCCUAAUUAUAUUUUCUUCUUUGAGUUCUAUGAGAUGGGAAGCUUGGCGCAUAAAUUGCAUUUGGAGGAGUGGAGUCCUUCCGUGGAUGAAGCCCUUGUGAUUUCUUAUAACCUGGCCAAUGUUCUUCAGUACAUGCAUGAACUUGGUUUUGUGCACAGAGAUGUGAAGCCUGGAAAUAUUCUACUUGACAGUAACUUGCUUCCACAUCUGACGGAUUUUGGUUUGGCCGCAUAUGUGAAGGAUCUUAAACAAGUAUCAUUGGAGAAUUGGAAAUCAUCUGGCAAGCCUACUGGUGGAUUUCACAAAAAAAACAUGGUUGGGACACUUAUCUAUAUGGCGCCAGAGAUAUUGAGGAAGGAUAUACAUACUGAAAAGUCGGAUGUAUAUAGUUUUGCUAUAUCGAUCAACGAGCUUCUUACAGGCGUUGUUCCUUAUACUGAUUUACGAGCAGAAGCUCAGGCACACACUGUUCUUGAAAUGAACUAUACCGAGCAGCAACUUAUAGCAGCAGUAGUUUCUGAAGGACUGCGGCCUGUCCUUGUUCAAUUCAGAUCUGGCUUACCGGCAAGUCUUAUGGCAUUGAUCCAAAGGUGUUGGGACUCAAAUCCUGUAUUCAGACCAUCUUUCAAUGACAUAACCAAAGAACUAGAUGAAAUUAUGAAGGAUGCCAUGAAAGUGGGUUGGGCAAAACCUUUUGAAGUGUUGUCAUCUUCUUUGAGCAGUCAAUAUCAAAGUGGUUUGAACAGCCUUCCCAAAUUUGAAGAAAACCUGAAUUGGUUCACCCAAGGGGAGCUAUCAUCAAAGAAAUCUCAGGAUGAAAUUAAAAAUAUGAAACUCUGGCCUAGUUCUUUAGAUGAACCUCUGCAAUACCGUCCCACGGUAUCAUGGGGAUCUUUUGGUGCUUGUGGGAGAAGGGAGAAAAUGGAGGAUACACACUUUUUGCUUCCCCAAAUGUGGAAUGAGAAAGAUAUUCAUUUGUUCGGAAUUUUUGAUGGUCAUCGAGCUUAUCUAGGUGCUGCAGCUGCCGAGUUCUCCGCUCGAGCUCUACCUGAGUUUCUAAAGCGAUCUGGUUACAAUAACAGUCCAGCAAAGGCACUUUGUGAAGCAUUUGUAAAUACAGACAUUUCAUUCAGAAAAGAAUUGACCUCAUAUUGUAAUUCCAAGAGAGUUAUUCAGAAAGAUUGGCAUCCUGGGUGCACUGCAAUUACAACAUUAAUAGUAAGGGACAAGCUUUUUGUGGCUAAUGCCGGUGAUUGUCGAGCCAUACUCUGUCGUUCUGGCCACCCAUUUCCAAUGAGUGAGGAGCAUCUUGCAAGCUGUCCUGAGGAAAGGACACGUGUUAUGAAUGAAGGCAUGGAAGUGACGUGGCAAGUGGAUACGUGGAGGGUUGGCCCUGCUGCACUUCAGGUUACACGAUCAAUUGGUGAUGAUGACUUAAAGCCUGCUGUGACUGCGGAGCCUGAGAUUAUAGAAACUUCUUUGUCUGAAGUUGAUGAGUUCUUGGUGAUGGCUAGUGAUGGACUGUGGGAUGUUAUGAGCAAUAAAGAAGUGAUAUCCAUUAUUAGAGAUACUGUGAAGGAGCCAACACUGUGUUCCAAGAGAUUGGUGACUGACGCUGCUGCACGUGGCAGCAAAGAUAAUAUUACAGUCAUUGUCGUCUUCCUCCGGCCUGUAUCCACGGCUGAAAGAGUUUAUUAGCUCAUCAAACAGGUAAUCAUCAUGCCAUAACUUUCAUUGGGAAAUUUACAUACAUUCCCUACUAUUGUUAUGAAUUUACAUAUAUCACUUAGAGUUUGAUAUUUACAUUGAUAACACUGGUGCAAUAAACCUAUGAAGUGAUAUUUUUUUUAUGUGAAGUUAAGAUUUGAGUGUUA